AUUAAAAAUCUGCACAGUUCUCAGUACUCUUCAAACCAGGGAUAGAAAAGAGAAGGUGGACAGGUCUACAUAAAUCUUAAAAGUAUCCUGAAAUUAUAAGAUGAAGCUGCUGUAUUUCUCAACACUAUUUACCAUCUUUCUGAUACAACUUGAAGCAAGACCACAAGUUGAAGUGCCACAAUGUAAAACUGGUCCAAUGGAUUUGGUCUUCAUUAUUGAUAGCUCAAGAAGUGUUCGACCAUUUGAGUUUGAAAGCAUGAGAAAGUUUAUGAUCGAUAUGAUUAAUUCCCUUGACAUUUCAUCUAUUCAUACCAGGGUUGGAGUAGUCCAGUACUCUAGCCAAGUGCAAAAUGUAUUUUCUCUAAAAACAUUCUCUAAAAAAUCUGAGAUGCAUAAGGCCAUCAAUGAUAUCAUUCCUCUAGCUCAAGGGACCAUGACUGGCCUGGCAAUACAAUACGCCACGAAUGUUGCGUUUACUGUUGAGGAAGGAGCUAGACCACUGUCGCAAAGAAUUCCAAGAGUUGCAGUUAUUGUGACUGACGGUAGACCCCAGGACCGUGUUGCAGAAGUGGCUGUACAGGCUCGGGAUGCUCAAAUUGAGAUCUAUGCUGUUGGUGUCCAAAGAGCAGAUGUCAACUCUCUCCGGGCAAUGGCCUCACAUCCUAUUGAUGACCAUGUCUUUUAUGUGGAAUCAUUUGAUCUCAUUCAGCACUUUGCAAUCCAAUUUCAGGACAAACUCUGUGGUGUGGACAUGUGUACUGAAAUGGACCAUGGAUGUCAGCAUACCUGUGUUAGUGUGCCCAGCUCCUACUACUGCGAGUGUAACCCAGGUUACAGACUGCAUGCAGAUGGGAAGACGUGUUCUGCAAUAGAUCUAUGUGCUCAAGGAAAUCACAGCUGUGAACAGAUUUGUGUUAGUUCUCCUGGAUCUUAUUCCUGUGCCUGCCGAAUGGGUUACAAACUAAACAAUGAUAAAAAGACAUGCUCAGCAAUAGACCUGUGUGCUCAAGGAGGCCAUGGCUGUGAGCAAAUUUGUGUCAGCUCCCCCGGAUCCUAUUCCUGUGCCUGUCGUACAGGUUAUAAACUAAACAAUGACAAGAAGACUUGUGCAAUGAUAAACAUGUGUGCUCAAGGAGGUCAUGGUUGUGAACAGCUCUGUGUCAGCUCUCCCGGCUCUUAUUCCUGUGCCUGCCGUACAGGCUUCCAGCUAAACAAUGAUAAAAAGACUUGUACAAUGAUUGACUAUUGCUCGUACGGGAAUCACAGCUGUCAGCACGAGUGUGUUGGUAUCCUGAAUGGGUAUUAUUGUCGCUGUAAUGAGGGCUAUACUCUUCAGAGUGAUGGGAAGACAUGUCUGGUAACUGACAUGUGCAAUGUUGUGGAUCAUGGAUGUGAAUUUAAGUGUGUCAGUACACCUGGAUCAUACCACUGCAUUUGCCCAGAGGGUCAAGAUCUUGAAGCAAAUGGAAAGACCUGCAACAAAUGCUCCACUGGCUACAUUGAUUUAGUGUUUGUCAUUGAUGGCUCCAAAAGUGUCCGACCCCAGAAUUUUGAGCUUGUGAAGCAGUUUGUGAUAAAGAUUGUGGACUCCCUGGAUGUCUCUGCCCAUGGCACACACGUUGGACUAGUUCAGUAUUCCAGCCGGGUGCGCACAGAGUUUUCCCUAAAGCAGUUUAAGACUGCAAAAGAUAUUAAUAAUGCUGUGAGGAACAUAGACUACAUGGAGAAAGGCACCAUGACUGGACUGGCAUUGAAGCAUAUGGUGGAGCACAGCUUCUCUCAACAGGAAGGUGCUAGACCCAAUGUCCCCAAAAUUGGUUUGGUCUUCACUGAUGGUCGCUCUCAAGAUGACAUCUCAGAAUGGGCUAAAAAGGCCAAGGAAGCUGGUAUUACUAUGUACGCUGUGGGCGUUGGGAAAGCAGUUGAAGAUGAACUCAACGAAAUUGCCUCAGAUCCCGUAAACAAGCACUCCUUUUACACAGCUGAUUUUACCACAAUGAAUCUCAUUGCUGAAGAUUUAAAACUUAACAUUUGUCCAGAAGAGAUAAUAGGUGAAACCGAGUUUAAGGACCCCUGUGACUGUGAGCAUCUUGUCAGCUUUCAGACGAAUACCCUAACAUCAUUAGGGAAUCUUGCAGAAAAACUAGCUCAGCUGACUGCAAGACUUGAAACCCUGGAAAACCAGCUGGCUGAAAAAAAAUGAAGAACUGAAAAUUGAAAAUGAAAAGAAGCAGUGAAAAGAUCUAUGUGGCUUUUUAUGUCACGUGGUAUUAUUUUGUAAUCCUUUACAGAGGCAUACAGCGGAAUGCCAAGCAGAGUUGUAAAACUAUCUAUAUUAUAAAUAAAUGUGAAUAGAUUGUUGUUUAUUAUUAUUAUAAUUAUUUUACUAUUUCUCACCUAGAAAUUGGAAACCACGUUAGUGGUCUAGACUCUAGAAUGUUAGAACAUAUUUUUAUUUAAUGAUUUUUUUCCUUUUUAAUAAAAUUAAACAAAAACUAUACAAUAUAUUAUGAUGAAAGUACAUAUUCUAAAUGCCUUCUUGGGACUUUAUUUUCAGCAUAUUGCUUUUAUUUUGGUGGUGAUUCUAAGGAUUAAAUUUUUUCCAAAGUCAUUAUUUUUGUCAGUUUUCAAGUAACCCUCUUUGACACCUUAGACAGACAUAUCUUGGCUUAGUGUUACAAAAUAAAAUAAAAUAUCAAGCUUUUUACUUUGUUAGUUAUAGCAUUUUUCCUUAGCAUAAAUUGGGUUAAAGAUGCUGUUUACAAUGGGUGGAUCUCUACUAUUUAGCAAUCAGACCAUGUACCACUUUGAUGAGGAUCACCCCUUCCUCCCAUUGUCCACCACUGUUGCCUGCACUGACAACCGGGAGAGGAGAGCAUUGUUGGGGAAACUGAGGCAGGAGGUUCAAACUCCAGCUCAGAAAGUCAUUUUUGUUUCUAGAGCCCAUAUUGUGACCAAUCCUGUCCAACUUUGAACAAGUUGCAUGAUUUGGAGGAGCCAGCACUGUUAUGAAAUUCCAGCUAUUAGGUGGCCACAAUCACAAUUGAAUUCCACCAAUUACAUUGGUCUUUGGUGGAUUAGGGGUCUUCUACAAAGGGCUAAAUGGUGAGGAAUGACUUUAAGUCACAGGAGUUGUCCACAGUAGGAUUGCCGCUUUAAAGGUAAACUCCAGUUAAAAAUUAAAUUUUUACCUAUCAUCACUACUUUCUCCAAAUAGCAGGACUAUGACUGCGGCAUAGCCAUGUAUCUACCAGUUGUCAAAGACUUGUUGUCAAAGCAUUGUUGCUAGCAUGGAGCCAUCAGGGUUGUUGGGUAAAUAUUACAUUUUACAUUUAGUAACCCUUUUUAGAACCCUGGAUCAAAGGUUCUCUGAACAAUACAUUAUAUAUAAACCUGAUGUACAAAGGAAAUUUGAAAGGUAUAUUUUAUUCAUUGUCUUAUGUUGAAUGAUCAUUAAAACACGAGAGCCUAUCA
Molecule: messenger RNA, 3474 nt
Organism: Pseudophryne corroboree (corroboree frog)
Lineage: Eukaryota; Metazoa; Chordata; Amphibia; Anura; Myobatrachidae
Gene: MATN4
Product: matrilin 4
Exons: 13
Coding region: 101-2203 (700 amino acids)
Molecular function (GO): calcium ion binding
Source: RefSeq, a predicted model, not a curated record